CAUCCUUCCACUUUAAGCAUCAGCUUAUCCAUUCCUUAACUACAUACAUAGAGUAUAACAAUGGCUUCCUCUUCAUUUCAGUGCCUUAUUCUUCUUUGCUCACUAGCUUUCUUCUUCUUCGCCACUCCCUCACUAGCCAAAACAUCUUUCAAACCCAAAGCCCUAGUUCUUCCCGUAACUAAAGACCCUUCUACCCGCCAAUACCUCACCACCAUCAACCAAAGAACGCCUCUAGUCCCUGCUAAACUGACCAUUGACCUCGGCGGUCAAUCACUUUGGGUAGAUUGUGAGGGAGGCUAUGUCUCCUCCACCUACAAGCCUGCCCAUUGUGGAUCCUCGCAGUGCAAACUCGCCGGGUCCAAGGCGUGUACCACAGAGUGCUACUCAUCCCCAAAACCAGGUUGCUACAACAACACGUGUAACAUCUCCCCAGACAACCCUCUCGCCACCAUACUCACCGGGAACGGUCAACUGGGUCAAGACGUAGUUUCCCUUCAAUCCACAGAUGGGUCUAAUCCAGGUCUGGUUGUUUCUACUCCAAACAUCCUCUUCAGUUGUGGUGACACUUCUCUCUUGGCAAACCUUUCCGCCGGUGUUAAGGGCAUGGCUGGCCUUGGCAGGCCUAAAGUCGGACUUCCUUCCCAGUUUGCAUAUGCUUUUAGCUUCAACAGGAAAUUCGCCAUUUGCCUGACCUCUUCAACAAAAUCACAAGGUGUCAUAUUUUUCGGUGACAGUCCUUAUGUUUUCCUUCCCGGCGUUGAUGUCUUGAAGUCGCUUAUGUUCACCAAAUUGAUCCUCAACCCGGUAAGCACGGCUGGUGGUUAUUUCGCAGGCGAUGCUUCUUCAGAAUACUUCAUUGGAGUAAAGUCCAUCAAGGUCAACGAAAAAGUUGUUCCAUUUAAUACUACAUUGCUAGCCAUUGACCAAGAAGGGUAUGGUGGCACAAGAAUUAGCACUCUGAAGCCUUACACGGUUUUGGAGACUUCGAUCUAUAAGGCUGUCGUGAAUGCGUUUGUGAAAUCACUCGCUCACAUACCAAGAUUGAAAUCCGUCGCGCCUUUCGGAGCGUGCUACAACUCAAAGAGGAUUGGCAGCACACGUGUCGGCCCGAGUGUGCCUGCAAUUGACCUUGUGUUGAGCAAGGGAGUGUACUGGAGGGUGUUCGGAGCAAACUCGAUGGUGAAGGUGGGCAAGGACGUGUUGUGUUUGGCAUUUGUGGAUGGCGGUGUAAGGCCAAGGACUUCUAUUGUGAUUGGAGGGCAUCAAAUCGAGGACAAUCUUCUUCAAUUUGAUUUGACUAACAAGAGGCUCGGAUUCAGCUCCUCCUUGUUGUUCCGACAAACAAACUGUACCAACUUUAACUUCACUUCCACUUCUUAGAUUUGGAGUUCUAGAGGAACGACUUGGUUAAAUAAUUGCAUGCUUUUGAUACUUAAUAUGCAAGUGGCCACGCUGCUGAAUGUGCUUUAAUAAUUGUUGUUAAUUAUUCUGUUUUGUACUUUACUUUAUUAAUAAAAUGGUUAUCAUUGUCAUGAA
Rosa chinensis is the source of this 1536-nucleotide messenger RNA. RefSeq names its product probable aspartic proteinase GIP2. Gene Ontology annotation, molecular function: aspartic-type endopeptidase activity. Lineage: Eukaryota; Viridiplantae; Streptophyta; Magnoliopsida; Rosales; Rosaceae. The transcript has a single exon. Gene Ontology annotation, biological process: proteolysis. The record is from RefSeq and is a predicted model, not a curated record. Bases 61 to 1380 code for a protein of 439 amino acids.